Molecule: messenger RNA, 648 nt
Organism: Ostertagia ostertagi
Lineage: Eukaryota; Metazoa; Nematoda; Chromadorea; Rhabditida; Trichostrongylidae
Source: the annotation of a GenBank genome assembly
AUGGGAAUUCGUAACUCGUCACCACAGAGCUACGUCACCGAAUUCACACCGGCCUACCCGACCACACAGCCGCCUUCACAUCCACCUGGAAGGAACGGAUCUGCCACAUCGUCUCAGAACGGCGGCUAUUACUCAUCUAACAGCUCCGGUGUUGGUGCUCCCGCUUAUCAGCACAACCAGAUCUCUGCAAGGCGAGGUUCGAUCGUCGGUCAUCAGUCUGCCUCGUCGCGAGCGGCCUCCAUAGCUGACGACGACGAAGAUGACGGUUUCUACGAUAACAUCGGAACGUAUGACGAUCGACGGAUCUCACGAAGCAGUGAAAUGGACGUAGCUUCGUUGUCCUCACACCAAUUACCGCCUACUGGCUGGAAACCCACCAAGAUUGGCUCAUUCCUCCGGAAAAUCGGCGGCGGCAAUCGACCACCAGGCAGUGCCGCCAGCCUUGUCUCACUGAACAAGGUCGCAAACGAGACGCCAAUCAAGCAAGGGAAUCUCAUGAAGAGUAACAGUCUGAGCAAUGAGCCAUGGAAGAAAAUGGUGAUAGACAAUCCAAGUAUUCCGAAAAGAGAACCCACGCCAAGCAAAGGAGGACUCGGUGCACGUCUGAAGAACUCUAUUUUCGGCUCAAAAAAGCGGCUUAACGGCUGA